Gracilinanus agilis (Agile Gracile Mouse Opossum) is the source of this 1359-nucleotide messenger RNA. RefSeq names its product zinc finger protein OZF-like. Lineage: Eukaryota; Metazoa; Chordata; Mammalia; Didelphimorphia; Didelphidae. Gene Ontology annotation, molecular function: RNA polymerase II cis-regulatory region sequence-specific DNA binding; DNA-binding transcription factor activity, RNA polymerase II-specific. The record is from RefSeq and is a predicted model, not a curated record. Bases 1 to 1359 code for a protein of 452 amino acids. Gene Ontology annotation, biological process: regulation of transcription by RNA polymerase II. The transcript has 4 exons.
AUGGCUUCCCCCUCCAAGGAACUGUGGGCUGACCUGGGUUGCCAACCAGGUUCUCUGAAAAUCUGCAGGCUAGAAGAGAAGCAGAUGAAGACAGAAGUCAGGUCAGAAAGUAGCCUUAGCCCUGCACUGAGAGGCAGCGGGAGGUCUGCCAUGGAGAGUGUGUGUGGUGGUCCAGUGUGGGGACGAGGUGCCUCGUCUCGAUCGGGCCUGGUGUUGCUCAAAGAGCCGGCCAUCUCUUCUGCAGUGAAAAAAUGCCAACAUUGGUGUGUUGUGAGCUUCCCAGUGUUACUGUAUGUGAAGGGAAUCCACACUGGAGAGAAUCCUUAUGAAUGUGAUCAGUGUGGAAAGGCUUUCAAAUUUCACUCUGUACUUAGGAAUCAUCAGAGAACCCAUACUAGAAGAAAACCUUAUGAAUGUACACAAUGUGGAAAGACUUUCAGAAGUAGAUCCAGUCUUGCUGUACAUCAGAGAAUCCACACAGGAGAGAGACCUUAUGAAUGUAGUCAAUGUGGAAAAACUUUCAGAGAUAGCUCCAAUCUUAAUAAUCAUCAGAAAAUCCAUACUGGAGAGAAACCUUAUGAAUGUCAUCAAUGUGGAAAGGCUUUCAGAAAUAGAUCCAAUCUUACUCAUCAUCAGAGAAUCCACACUGGAGAGAAACCCUAUGAAUGUAGUUGGUGUGGAAAGACUUUUACGGAGGGGGGCCAUCUUGCUUCCCAUCAGAGAACCCACACUGGAGAGAAACCUUAUGAAUGUGAUCAAUGUGGAAAGGCUUUCACAGUCUGCUCUGCUCUUAGGAAACAUCAGAGAAUCCACUCUGGAGAGAAACCAUAUGAAUGUAAACAGUGUGGAAAGGCUUUCACAGACAGAAGCCAUCUUGCUUGCCAUCAGAGAAUCCACACUGGAGAAAAACCUUAUGAAUGUCAUCAAUGUGGAAAGACAUUCAGAACUAGAUCCAAUCUUACCAUUCAUCGCAGAAUCCACACUGGUCAGAAACCUUAUGAAUGUCAUCAAUGUGGAAAGACUUUCACAACUGGGUCUAGUCUUACUCAUCAUCAGAAAAUCCACUCUGGAGAGAAACCUCAUGAAUGUCAUCAAUGUGGAAAAGCUUUCAUAAAGAGCUCCACUUUGAGGAGACAUCAGGGAAUCCACAAUAGAAAAAAUCCUUAUAAAUGUAAACAAUGCGAAGAUAUUUCAAAGGGGAGGAGCAAUCUUUUUCAUCAGCAGCAGAUCCAUACCACAGAGAAACAUUUUGACUAUAAACACUGUGGAAAGCUCACACAAAUCUCCAUUCUUACUCAACCUAAAAGAAUCCACAGUGGAGAGCAAGGUAGAGUGAGUACAGGGAGAGAACCCUCGUAG